AUGGCAACUUUAAAGGACUUUAAAAAUAAGUUAUUAAUCUAUUAUAAAACAGCACUAGAUAAAUGUUAUGACGUUGACGAUCCACGAACAUGGAAAUCGGUUUGCUUAAAAUGCAACCAAGCUCGCGACCUGACAAGGCCGAUAAAGUGUUGUUUUUAGAUUUAGUUUUCAGAAGUACCUUUUCACAUUGGUAUCUAUGGGGCCUAUUCAGGGUUUUGCUGAAGGUUUAGGGUUGUGAGGGUUUCAAACGUCUUCUGACUCAGUCAGCUUCCAAAAAUGGAAGUGGUUCUGCGGGUCGCAAUGUGAAAAGUUGCAUCUGAUCGUUCGUUAGUAAUUGAUUCUUUCUAUGUACGUAUAUAGUGUAUUUGUAUAACAUUUAGGGAUCGCAGUAAUUGGCGCAAGCUGUUGCGAUUGCCCUGCCAUUUUUUUUGUGUUAACGUUGUUUAAAUCUGGCAAAGUUAAUAAAUUAAAUUAAAUUAAAUUAUUUUUAAUAUCAGGUCCUACCGGCGUUAUUUUUAACAUCAGGUCCUACCGGCGUUGUUUUCUGAGCUACAUGGCCUUCUUCGUGGUACGAUUUAUAUUUUCCUAUUGUUUGAAGGCAUGACGCGGAACGUCAUGCUUCUGUGAGCAUCAGUAUAGAAUAUAGAAGGAAGUGAUUAUGAUAGAAUAAUCCUUCAAGUUCUCGACAACUACAACCUGCACUUGACUGUGCUGCAGAAUACUUUUUUUUAGUCAUUACUUCGAAGUCUAUUGCUAUCUAUUGGAGAAAUGUCGACUUCCAGCCCAAGUGCAGAUGGUCAAUCUGAAGUUGGGCAAGUCUUUGAACAAUUCAAAAGUUAUAUUGAUACACGAUUAAGCAAUCUCGAGAAUUCUUUACAAUCGGCGAACCAUGAUCAACCUGAAACGAACGACAUUCAAGCAUCGACUAGGAAAUUGCAACGAGAGGUAGACGCCUUAAAGUUUAAGUAUAAGGCGAACGCCAAACAGUUUAUCUAUAAUGCUGAAGUCGAAGAUUUGGUUGGUUCCACAGUAGAACAUUAG
This is a messenger RNA of Paramuricea clavata, 1041 nucleotides long. NCBI's taxonomy places the organism in Eukaryota, Metazoa, Cnidaria, Anthozoa, Malacalcyonacea, Plexauridae. The record is from the annotation of a GenBank genome assembly.